CCAUCUACAUGUAUUUUGUGGCGGUUUGGGAGUUCUUGUUGGCAAUUUGGCAUCGCAUGAUUUAGACUUUUCUUGGUCAAAUUUCGUCGACUUGACGUUCUUUUAUUUAUAUGAUAACAUUCUACACGUCUUCGUUUCAAAUGUACGUGACAGAACGUCUCGAAGCUUGCUGAAAUUCGACGAAAUUAAUUUUGAUUAUAUUGCUGCAGAAGAGAGACACAAUCCGACAUUUACAAAAUUUGGUAUUAGUUUAUAAUACUGAUUGGAAGGAUUUUUCUCAAAAUGCCUGCUGUCAAAGGAGAAGGAAUGCGCGGACUGUCUGUUUUUAUAUCCGACAUCAGGAAUUGUAAGUAUAACUUCAAUUGACAAUUUUCACAAUUUCAACGUCCUUCGAUCUUGUAGUAUAUUUGUAGUAACCUAUAUAGAAUGAGUGAUCGUGUCCAUAUACUAUUGCCAUUUGAGUUCGUAUUUAUUGAAAUCAUCUCAAUUCUUCUUCAGGCAAAUCAAAGGAAUCGGAGCUGAAAAGAAUCAAUAAAGAACUUGCGAAUAUAAGAUCCAAAUUUAAAGGUUUGUUUUUAAUAGCAUUUGGGUGCUGACGAAUUGAUAUUUCCUCGUUAUAAGUGUCGGCACGUUCAGACUUGAAGCAUUAAAACUGAAUUCUCGUUUACAUUUAUAGUACCUAGUCGUAUUAUAAAUGUUUGCACAGUCAUAGGGACGCUUAUACGAUGAGCUAUAAAGAAUGUUGAAUUAUACAGUCAACGUUUGAUUUCAUAUUGUAAAAAAUAUGUUUUUUCAAAUCUCACAUAUGGGCAUUGUGUAAUAUUUAAUAUAGUUGGUUUCAAAUUAAUUCUACAUGAAUCUAAUUUGGCAACAUUUGAAAUUUCACAAGAUAUUAGAAACAAGAUUAUGAAAUAAGAUGUAUUCCUGGUUUCCUAACAAUAUGAAAUAGAUCAGAUGUAAAGUCAUGUCAGCAUAUAAAUAUUCAUACAAAAAUAUGCACAAAAAAAGCUCAUUUGUGACACAGCUCAGGGUUUGAAAUAGUGGCUACUUAAAUUAAGGAGAAGCAGUCGAGAUGCCCAGUUUGUGGGGUACGACAAGACUCAAUGCGAUCUAAUGCAUGCAAAAUAAUUUAGUGUCUUGUGGAUAGACAGGUAUCUUAAAUCUUCACUCUCAUUUACCGUAAUUCUCAUUAAAUUAAUUAAGCUGCAAGCUGCAAUAUGCCCAAAUGCAUCCAUUUGUCUAAAUGUCAGACAAUUUUACUUAUCAAGGGGGGAGUCUUUAAUAGGUUAUUAAGCUUUGCCAAAUAUGGUAGUGCCAAUAAAAAUUUUGACAUUUCGAGUGAAGGCCCCCAAAGUGCCGUUGCUUGAAACUUCGAAGGUAUUUGCUUCGCUAUCAACAAAAACCUGUACUUACACCAAAUACUUACAGUCAAACCUGAUGUUUGCUUGCGAGCAACAUUGCAAUAUUGUCUCAAAAUAUUGCAAUUAUGAUAGGCAGAUUGCAAUUUGCAAGUGAUGCGAACAAACUGCAAGUUGAAAUUCACAAAAGAUUUGUAAACAAAGUCUCUGAUUGGAUUAUAAGAAAAAGGGAAGCUCCAAUCCAGUUGCUCAGACUAUUUGAUUGGCUUUACUUUUUGCUAACAGUCCAAUCAGAGACUUUGUUUACAAAUCUUUUGUGAACUUCAACUUGCAAUUUGUUUGCGUCACUGGCAAAUUGCUCAGAGCAAUCUGCCUAUCGUAUUUGCAAUAUUGUGGGACAAUAUUGCAAUGUUGCGUGCAAGAGAACAUCUGGUUUGACUGUAACAUUAACAUAAACAAUAAAUACGCAAAUGGCAGGCACGCCAAUUGUUCAAUAACACAAACAAACAUUUUAAUUGAAAACAACACAAAUUUCCACAUGAGAAACUACAAGAUUUAUUACAUGUCACACAAACUGAUUUCCACAUUUGUGGGUUCUCUGCAUUCAGCAUUGUAAAUGUUUGCUAGAGCCAAUUAAUCAAAUUGAAUACAAUGUCUUAGGCCAAAUAAUGUGGAUUAUAUUUAUUUUAUAUGCGUAGAACACAGGGUCUUAGCUAGGAUUUUAGAUCUUGGGCGUGUUUCGACAUGACCAGGGUGUGCACAUGUCAAUUACCUUGGAUAGCCAAAUUCACGGUUCUAGUUAUGCUCGCCAACAACAGACAAUGCGUGUGGUUGUUCUAUGCUUUGCAACCAAAUACAAGGCGAGCAUCCACUCAUAUUGCGCACUGACAUUAAAAUAUUAAGUUAUUUUAGCAACUCUUGGGCCCAGAAUCUUGGGGGUGUAUUUAAAACCAUUUUAACACCAUAAGGUUCCCAUUACCCAUCAAAACGUUAAAACACCAUGGAUAAGUUUUGCCAAUUUCAACAACUACAGUAGAUUUUACAAACUUUCUUAUGACGUAAAUAGGAAGAAAUUCUGUCUGUUGUAAGCAGUAACACCUUACUUUAUGAACCUAAACGGCCUUAUAUAAAUAAUGAAGCCGCAUUUAUUUUAUCUAGCCGUGUUUUUCCAUUUUUGGCUGCAAUAACACGGCCCUCUAGCUAAGAGCCUAGUAGAACAUACAAUAUGAGUCAUUAUAUUAAAGGAACAAGCUUUCGUUUGUAGGGAUGCAACUACCUGAAAAUAUAUAUGGUGAAUUUUGAAUUCGCCUUAUACUGUAUAUGUCAUCUAAAAUUAAAGGAUGGUUUUCAUCAGUUGGCGAAUGUUGAUUCUGUUUAAUUGCCUGUUGUAAUUCAUCCAUGACUGUCCCAAUAAAUAAAAAAGUGUUUACGACUGUGUGCAGUAGUUGCAGGCACUCUGCGAUAAUAAAACAAAUUAAAACUUUUUUACAACUAAAUUUUACAAUUCCCUGGAUACUCUGAAAGCAUGAGUUAGUCUUAUCAGACUAUGGUCUGUGGUUCCUAGUCUGAGUUGGUAGGUAAUGUUUCAGAUUUCAAGUAGAUGAUGUUUGGGCUAUGUUUGGUGUUAGGUUUUGUGGUUGUUGAAGUCAUGUUUUCAAUGUAUUUAUUGACUAUAGCACCACAGGUUGUUAAAGUAGCUGGUAACGCGAAGUUGCUCCUAAAUGCAAGAUAACAUUAUAAAGAAUAAUUAGAGGAAUGUUGCUGGAAAUAAUCAUGCAACCUCAGCAGCACAGGCUACAUUGAGUAGCAGUACUCUCCCCCCUGAUGAGUAAAAUCAUCUGUUGUUAGACAGAGUAAAAUAAUAAAGUAGGGUGCAUUGCCACUUACAGAUUAACCCAUUAAGCUGCAGAGCUUCCCCAUUGACAAGUAAAAUCGUCUGGCGUUAGACAAGUAAAAAAAAAGUAGGGCGCACUGGGGCGUAUUGCGGCUCAAUGGGUUAACUAAGAGACAUUGUCAGAUUUCUUGGUUAACCCAUUAGGCUGCAGAGCUUUCCCAUUGACGAGUAAAUUUGUCUGGCAUUUAUAGACAAGUAAGAAUUUUACUAAGAAAAAAAGUAGGGUGCACUGGGGUGUAUGGGUUAAAAGAAAUACACAAAUAUUCUCCUAAAUUGGCAUGUGAAUAACACUUUUGUAAACAAUGUUGUUAAUUUGUCUGUUUUUCUUCCCUUUUAUCCUGUAGGCAAUUCCAGCUUUUAAUUUAUGCAUGCAGGGGGGAUGGGAGUAUGGUAUCAUAUUGCUUAUAUUGCUGAAAAAAUAAAAAUGGUGGUUGUUUAAACACAGAGUGAUAGCUUAUAUUUGAAUAUAUUGAAAUAUUUUGGUUGUUUCGGCAGUUUUUAUUGAAAUUUUUCAGGAUAAUCAGCAAUAUGAUACCGUACUGUACUCCCCAUUCCCCCUGCGCACAUAAAUUAAAAGCUGGAAUUGCCUAUAUUGGAUAGGAACUUCCAGACAUUCCUCAAAAUCUUGAAGAAUUCUUUGAGGUUUGCAAAUGAACUGAUCAAUAUUUUUUCUGAAUGCUUGGCACAAAUUUGUAAGAGACACAUUUUUUUAAGGAAAAAGAAUUGCCACGCAUUUAGAAAGACCAGAUAUCAACUUGUGAAUGUAAAUUACAGCGCAAUAUAUUACUCAGUUGAAGUAAUGACAAACCAAAGGAUUUUAAAUCAUGGCUUUCGUACGAUGAAAAUGUGAAAUGACAUGUUUUAAAUCUACUCGGGAAGGUAUAUCCAUAUACUACCAGGUGUCCCAAAAAAAAACUUGCGCUGUUUGAUUUAAUGUAACAUAAAAACUAUAAAAGCUAUUGCACUGAAAUAAGUUUUAUUGUAUUCAGCAAGAGUUAACUUAGAUUUUGAUAUACAACAUUUGAAUGUCCGUGCAACAUUUACUGAGCCAUCAACGUUUUAAAUUGAAAAACAUAUUUGACAAUUUUAAAAAUUUGCAUACAAUUGCCUGUCAAAUAUUAUUUGGUUAACCUUGAUAUAUAGUUUUAUUGUGGGCAAGAGAACGAAUGAAAAACAUAAUUGUUAGAUAACAAAUUUAUUCAUUCGUCUUAGAAAGUAUGUCCUUUUUCACGUAUACAAUGUCUUGCACGGGAAACCAUAGAACCCAAACUCUUUGAUCUUGUGUUAAUCGCCGACACCCUUGUAAGCCUGGACACACACAUCUGGUCCCAAUGUUAAUAAAAUACUAUUAUUGUAACUGCUACUAAACAGAUACCUUUUUUAAAGAGUCACAUUGCAUUGGCUUAAUUACAGUAGCCAUUCCAUAGUUGAUGAGUGGACUGGGGAUGAGGGUUAAAAAGUGCCCAAAUUAAGAAAUGAACCAAAUCACUAAAAAGACCACAACAAAAUUAGCAAGCAUACCAAGUUUGAAGACGUUUACAUGAAUACCCUACGAAUAAUAAGCUUUCGAAAAUUGUGAAAUUACUGAUUAAAGAUUGUUUUUGGGACGCGCGUCCCCCAAAACCAAAAAUUACAAUACAUUUCAUAGUAAAUAUCGCGAUUUUCGAAAGCUUAUUAUCCGAAGGGUAUUCAUGUAAACGUCUUCAAACUUCGUAUACUUACUAAUUUUGAGGUGGUCUUUUUAGUGAUUUGGUUCAUUUCUUAAUUUGGGCAUUUUUUAACACUCGUCCCAAUCCUCUCAUCAACUUCGGAAUGGCUAAUAAGGGUAGAGUUUUAUCUCAGACUAAAAGUAUUUCAUGCGCUGAAACAUGAGGUACUAAUAACUGUAUUUGUAUUAGCUAAUCAUACAGUCAGAGUGAUUUGUCCAACGCAAUCUCUGCCACCUUUGUUAAAUGCCUAACAAUAACAUAACAUUUCUCAUGCAAUUGUUGGAAUAUACACUGACGUCAGCCAUGAAACAAAACAUUUAGCAACUUUUUAACCUGAUGUUUGUGAUGUUACUCUGAGUGUAUAUCUUGAAAAAUAUGCCCGGCCACGGUGGGAAUCGAACCUACGACCUUUGGAACACCAGCCCAAUGUUCUGCCAACUGAGCUACGCGGUCAGGUCGGUUCGAGUAAGUGAUAUUUCGGAACAGAAUCUAGUUCCUUCGAUACCAAUGUAAUCUUGUAAUAUGAUUUUUUCUGUGUUGGUGUUGUGUACUCAGGUACACAACGCCAACACAGAAAAAACUUUUUAAACUAUUGAGUGGAAGUGCUCUCUCCUUGAUGAGUAAAAUUGGCAUUUGACAGAGUAAAAUGAUGAAGUAGAACACAUCAGGGCACAAUGUAGUCCAGUCCCAGACCCUCUUCUGGCCGCACGGCGCGGCGGAGGAGGGUUCAGAAGAAUUUGCAUGCGCAUGCGUCAACUUGUCCUAUCAAAACACUCGCGAUUGACUUCCGGAAAAGGGAAAACCCUUACACCUGUUCAACGCGCGCUAAAACGUAAACAUCUCAAAGAAAUAUAAAAUAUCGAUGUCGAAUAUACAAGGGACUCUGUCGGCCCGCUAGGAGAAAUGUACUGUUCAAUGCAGAAGAUGAAUAUAUACCAAAGCGAUUCUCUCUUUUAUAAAGGCAUAUAGUUUGUCCAUCAGACGAGAUAAGCCUCAACUGGACUGUCUCGCCGUUGCUCCCGAAAUUGCACUAGAAAUAAUGCAAAUAGGGCCGUAGAAAACUAAACGUUAUAAAGAAAAUAUUAGGCCCCGAGAGAAAAGAAAAACAAUACAAGUCUCGCCAAAUUCGAUUAGAUAUCCACCAUCGAAAACAGCGCGUGUUGACGAAAGAAAUUGUCGAUUUUCAGCCAGAUCAUUGCAGUUUUCCAACGACAAAGAUAUUUAAAUGUUGACCCGAACGUUUGUGUUCCAUACGUUGCGACUAUUUUAACAAACAUGCAAAACUGCUGUAAAUCGGUGUUUAAAAUAUUGCUGGUAUGAUAUACAAAAGAUGUUCAAGUCGCAUAUACUAUUGUUAUAAUUAGAAAGUAUAAAUUUGUCAAUUAUAGCACGAUAAUUAGGAUCGGUGAGUUUGACACUAGGUAUUCCUUGUUCGGCCAUUAAAAACAACAACAGAUGACUGGCAAUCGUUGUCAGGUGAUGAUCACAAAGCAUCGCAAACAUUCAUCUUUACCGCGGGAUAUGUAUAGUAGAUCUAUUGCUUAUAUUGUUGUAUUUGAGCCAAAGUAUAUGUUACUACACUUAAUUUGCCUCUUUAAGUAUUCCUAUUUCUCUCAAACAGCCCUUAAGUAAAAAUACUGUGCUGAGUGGUUAUAUUACUACCUUAAAAAAUAAGCAGAAACUCGACGUUUCGAGCGAAGGCCCUUCGUCAAGAGUUAGGGCCUUCGCUCGAAACGUCGAGUUUCUGCUUAUUUUUUAAGGUAGUAAUAUAACCACUCAGCACAGCAUUUUCACAUUGGUACUACCAACACUGGUACAGACAGCUUAAGUAAAAAUAGUCCGCGAAUUCAAAUAAAACACCUCAAAUAAUAUCGAACAAAUUAACUGUUGCCGUAGUCAUGCACCGUGAAAAUGAUGCAAAUCACGUACCAGUUUCAACAACUACGGCAUUGCACAACGCUUAAGACCAUGUAACUUUACAUUCGCCUUUGUCUUUGAGGAUCAAUGCUAUUGUUGAUGACCAUGUUGCCGUUGUAUUUGCCAAACUCUCUACUCUUCCAUUGCGACGGCUACUUUCUCUUUUGUAAGUAACUAUAAGUUCUGUUAAAAUGUUAAAGUGUUUACAAAAUGUUUUGUGAGCAAACAUUCAAGUGUGUAUUUCCCCUGGACUAUUUCGUCGAAACAUAGCCACGGUCACAGGUUAGAAGCUUUGAUACGUCUCUUGCGCGUUGAGGACAGGCUCAGAGGUUUUCGUGGUAGCGGUUUCUAACAGAUUGUACUUUGUCUUUAUGUACAGUAAGAUGUCACAUUCGUCUUCAAGAACAAAAACAAAAUGGCGGAAACACGACAACGAAAGCUAGCGGUGAAACCACUGUAUCAACGAAUUUUCUGCCAAAAAUAUGGAGAAAUUUCUUCUCAGUCAGCACUGCACGAGUAUCCGAAUUUUGCUUCGACAUUGUGUAUUUUCCUUAUAGUAAACAGAGCUUAGCGACCUGGCGACCACCACAUAUAUGUGGUGGUAGUUGACGCAUGCGCAUGCAACUUCUUCUGGACCCUCCUUCCCCUCCGCGCCGUGCGGCCAGAAGAGGGUUUGGGACUGGACUAGGCACAAUGCAGCUUAAUGGGUUAAUCAGUAUUUCAAGAAAAAACUGUCAAAUUUGGCAACAAUCAGCAGGGAAGAUGUUGUAUUUAUGUAAUUUCAAUCCAUUUCAGGAGAUAAACAGCUUGAUGGUUAUCAGAAGAAGAAAUAUGUAUGCAAAUUGUUAUUUAUAUUUUUGCUUGGACAUGACAUUGAUUUUGGCCACAUGGAGGCUGUGAACUUGUUAUCAUCUAAUAAGUACACAGAGAAACAAAUUGUAAGUGAUAUUUCACUUUUCAUUAUUUACCGAUUUGCCAUAUCUUGCUUAGUUUUUGAAAUAUUUAGACCGAAAUUAAUAAGCUGUUCGCCAUCUUGACCUCAUUCUUGGCCUCGUUAAAUAUGGUUUUGAUGACGUAGGAGUUGGGUUAACCAUAUCAAACUACUCUAAAAUGACCGAGUAACAAUUUUGAAAUGUUUUUAAUCAUUUCUAAAUUUCAGACGGCAACCAGAAAAAACGACGUUUUGGACCCAUAUUGAUCGCUUACUCUCGAGAUAAAAAAUAGCGUGACCCCUCUCUUGACGUAAUAUGCAUAUCCUCAAUAAUCCAAGAUGGCGCACAGCUCACUUUUUUCAGUCGAAAUAUUUUGAAAACUAAACAAGAUAUAAACAAUCUGCAAUAGAAUGCUUGUGAUGUUGCUCUGAGUGUAUAUCCACACCGGGCAAGCUUGAAAAAUAUGCCUGACCACGGUGGCUUGCCAGGUGUGGAUAUACACUCAGAGUAACAUCACAAGCAUCAUACUCACCUGAGUACAUUACACCAACACAGAAAAAAUCUGUAAAAGAGUUUAAUAUAUAGUUGUAAGAGUUCUUUCAAAUGAACUGAACUCAUUUUUAUUGCCAAUCUCCUUUAAGUAAAUUUAAGACUGAUCAAAUAUUAGUACCAUUUCAUUUAGGUGCAAAUAAAGUAUUUACGUUUGUUAACAAUAGAUAAAAUAUUAAUUUAUUUCAAUUGUAUUUGCAUUGGUAGGGCUACCUAUUCAUCUCAGUUUUAAUAAGUGCAAACAGUGAUCUAAUGCGUCUCAUAAUCCAAAACAUCAAGAAUGAUUUAGCUAAUCGUAAUCCAGUACAUGUCAACCUAGCUUUACAAUGUAUUGCAAAUAUUGGAAAUACUGAGAUGGUAGAGGCGUUCAGUGGCGAGGUGCCCAAAUUAAUAAUAUCUGGAGAAACAUCUGACAGCGUGAAACAAUGUGCGGCCUUGUGUCUGUUGCAUUUGUAUCGGAUCAAAAAAGAGGUUCUUCACCAAGCUGACUGGACAUCAAGGAUUGUGCAAUUGUUAAAUGACAAACAUCUGGUAUGGAUUUUAUUUCUAUCAUUGUAUACUAAUGCUGUAGGCCUACUAUAUGCUCGAUAUCAUAUAGAUGGAGCAGGUAUUUAGUUUGUUUUACCUCAAAAGGUUGCCACAACAGCCUGUUUUAUCCGAGAGGAAUGUUUCAUCAGAGCAUCUGAUGAUUCUUGUUGGGUGAAUGUUGGUUCUUCUUGGCUGUUGUUAUUACCUCUGGGGCCGGUUGUUCAAAGGUGGAUUAGCACUAACCCAGGGUUAAAAUUUAACCCGCUGUUUUAGUUUGCAUAUUUCCGCAUGUCCAUUUAUUUCAAAAUGUCAGAAAAGAAAACUCCUAUGAUCCAGACAUGAUUUGUGAAGAAAUGUUUCCAAAUUUAAAAAGAAGCUGUUGGGAAGUGUACUUUGAAUUUUAAGUUAACCUAGGGUUAAGCUAAUCGGCUUUUGAACAACCGGCCCCUGACGUGUAACCUGUAACCUGACAGGUGACUGCAGUUUAACGUUUGAAGUAAACAUUUUAAUCCUCAAUCUUAAGGUCUUCAAUAUUUCCCUCGGGAAAUCCACCGCCACGAAACGUUCUGUUUCCCCUUUCCCAGUUCAUACGUUUUAAAACAUAAAAAUACAUAAAAAAGAUUCGGAAGCGUGGGUUUUGCCACAGUCAAAUCAUGCUGAGACGUUUUGAUGAUGUUAUUUCGAGUUUAAACUUGGCUAGUGGACUUGACAUAGGAGAACAUAGUUUAUUAUAUUUAUCGCAUGGUUUAUUAUAUUAUAUUUACUUUGUUUUUACGUGGCCAUUUUGAAUACUUAAUUAUUAGAUCAGUGACGUUCUGAAAAGGCACAUGCAUGGUUACGGGUAAGACAGUCUUCACAAUGUUUGCUUUUAUAGUGUUUAAUUAUUGUUUUUAUUGUACUGUUUAGGGCGUGGUUACUUCUGCAACUAGUCUUAUUCAUUCACUUGUUCAACGUAGUCCAGAUGAAUUUCAAGGAUGUGUUCAAGUUGCUGUGGGACGCUUAAGCAGAGUAUGUAUAAAAAUAAAUACUGUAAGCUAAGUGUUUGAGACAAAAUUACAAUACGUAAUUUGAAAUUUCGUGGUUUCACCAAACGUGAAAUUUCGCUCUUGUUAUUUUUUCAAUAACCACAAGCAAUAAAUGAACUGCCAGUAAAUGAUGUUUUAGUUGCUGUAUAGGUUUACUGAGUGUAUUGCUUUUUUGAUAUUUUAUAUUAUACCAUAUUAUACCGAAAGUUAAAGAACCCACUAAGUUGAGAAUAAACUUGCUGAAUAACUAAGCAAACAAUGUUUAAUUUCUUAUUUAUACCUGAGUUUUUGGCGUUUUCUCUUUAAAAUAUUUGAGCCUCUAUCCUUUGGAUCAUUGAAGGCAACAUACCUCUUGAAAAUCUUUGGUUAAAUCAAUAAAUCUACGAAAUUACAAACAACAUCUCACGAACGCCAUAUUGUUUCAGCGCGUGGUGUCCACGCGUCACAUGCACGUGAGCGUGAAAUACCAUAAUAUCGUGCGGUAGAUCUACCGUGAGAUAUAAUAUCUCACGCUGCAUUGCGAAAUCAUGAAUUUGAGUGAAAUACCGUGAAAAAUCACAUCAAGUGGUACAAAUGCUGUUGAAUUUGAGGUAUAAUAUUAAUGUGUAGUAGCAUAGGAGGGAAAGCGUUUUUUAUUUCUUAGUUAUAAUUACAUUAUUAGUGUCGUUGUAUUGUCGUUUAGAUCGUGACAGCAUCGUACACAGAUCUGCAGGACUACACAUACUACUUUGUACCAGCACCUUGGCUUUGUGUGAAACUUCUUAAAUUACUACAGCUUUAUCCACCUCCAGGUUAGAAGUUCUUAGUUGUUUUAUCUUACAUUUGUAAAUAUUUCUGCAGGGUUAACUGCUGGAAAUCACCAUACACAAUAGACAAUUCCCACUAUAGACUAAUUUUAAAACUAGGUAAGGAGAUACAAAUAAAUCACCACAGCUAGAAAGGGCACACUAAAAUGAGUAAAAUUGCAGAGAUUGGUCGCGAAAUGUUGUAAAACGCGGAAAAUAUAGCCUUGCAAAGUUCACAAAUUUUGUAUACUUUUGUAUUGCGUUGCGGAAAUUGUUCCCAUUUUUCAGUGCAGUUAAUCCCAAACAGCAGUGCAAUUUUCUGUAAUCAGAGUGCAAUUUUCUGUAAUCAUAGUGCAAUUUUCUGUAAUCAUAGUGCAAUUUUCUGUAAUCACAGUGCAAAAAUCUGUAACAAACUGAUCUGAUUGGUGGAAAAACAUUGUGAUGAUUAAAUCAACCAAUCAGUUUAAAGCAAUUUAGUGUAAAGAAGUAACGGUCACAGAUUGCUCGAAAACAAAACAAACAUGGCGCCGCGCUACACAAUGUAAAAGUUGCCUUCACGUGUAAAAUAUGGCUUUUAUCUUUAUUUUUAAAUGGAAAAGCAUUUACCUUAAACGAGACUAACAAAAAUUACAUAGUUGAGUGGAAUUUUCAAGCUGUUAGCAUUGUAUAAUGUGAUAUAAGUAACAAAGCCAGGAAAGCUUGGCCAGUGGAAUGUUCGUUAUAAACGCGUAAGUUAGUAAAACUACAAUUGUCUCGAACAUUUUUAUGUAAAUUAUUAAUAAGUAGUACUGUAGCAUGGUUUCUCGUGAAAUUUGGAUAAACAUGCAGUCGUGAGUUUUUCAAAAACCCAAAUAGCACUCGUCCUUCGGACUCGUUCUAUUUUGAGGUCUUUGAAAAACUCGCUCGUGCAUGUUAUAUCCAAAUUGAACUCGAAACCAUGCUAUUACCUAUACAUAUGUGGCAUGCAAUGUUUAACUACUUUUCCUUGUGUUACUGAAUGAUUUAGUUGAUGAUCCUGCGACAUUAGGAAGAUUAAAUGAAGCUCUAGAAGCCAUUCUCAAUAAAGCACAGGUUGGUAAAGAAUUGGUGAAUUAUUGAAAUGUGCACAAACAGAGUCAUUUGUGGGCCCAUUCAUUUUUAACUUUGAAAUAUGCUGGCUGUGAAAAUGUGUUAAUCAUCUUGCUCUGGCUCAAUCGCUUAUGUUGAUUUUGAUAAAUGAGCAUCCCAAUAGUGAUUAAACAUUUAAAUGCGUUUUCCCCAAGAAUGUAAAUUUGCUUAAAGCAUUGUUACUACCAAAUAUGAAAGGUGAAAUACUAUUCUUUAUUAUAUGGCAAGCAUCACUUCCGGUGAAAUGGCGGACUGUGAUUGGCUGAGAAGCACUUUCAGCGGUCCAUUAUUUCCCCGUAAUGGACCGGCUGUCCAUUAGUAAAAGCAGACGCAUGCAUUUUAAAACAAAACAGCAAAACUAUAAAUCAGCGGUGGAUCAAGGUUUUUCUAGGGGGGUGCUGGGUGAGCCGCCGAGUGUUCCUUUAUAAUUCUUAGGGGGUGGAGGGAGAGCAUUCAAAUGAAUUGGCUUCCUAACGGCUCGAGCACCGAAGGCGCAAGCUCCCUAGGGGUCCAGGGGCAUGCUCCCGGAAAAUUUUGAAAAUUAGAACCCUAGAAAUGCCAUUUGCUGCGACAUGGGGAUUGAAUUAUGAGCUUCAGUUUGAAUUCAAAAAAGGAAAAACCUUCGAAAUUAUACCAUAUUUCUGAAUUUGAUUUUUUUGCGCCCCCUUGCACCCCUGUUGACCAAGGCCAACAGGGGUGCGCACCCCUGUGCACCCCCCUAUAAAUCCACUCUUAAAUUGAAAUCUGAAAAUUAUAAUUUAAUUUGUUAUUAAUAAGAUAUUUGCGAAUGGAAAAGAAAAGAAACAUUGAUACUUUUUGUUUUCUUCGACCAAAUGUGUACCACGCUACUGAUAUGCAUUUCAAAUAAUGCAUUUCUUGUUUGUUUCAAAUAUAAAUGCCUAUAUAAAUGCCAUGUAAUAAUCUUUUUAUUGCUUGCUCGGUAUGUACAGAGAAAUAUCGGACCUCGGUCUUUUUGUACAAACCUCGCCCUACGGGCUCGGUCUCAUAUUGUGGGGGCAGAUGCAGCAUGGACUCGUGAUUGUUCCCUAAUUAUGGACAUCCGAAAUAAUAUAUGCAUCCUCUUCGCAUAGCCAUAUAUAGCUUUAGCCGGAUUUUUUCGUUAUAGGAACCACCGAAAUCAAAGAAAGUUCAGCAUUCAAACGCCAAAAAUGCAGUAUUAUUCGAAGCGAUCAGUUUGAUAAUUCACAUGGAUUGGUAAGGAAGAAGCUUAGUUUAUUUGUAAGGCGAGAUCUAUCAGUGCUUCUGGGAUGUGUACAUGCAUGUAGAACUGAAGAAAGACCUGAAUCUUGCUAUUAUUCGUGGUCCCAUAGACAAAAGUUCUUAAUGCCUAUCCUUGCUGUGCCAGUUUCGUUGUCGCCGCCAUGUUUGGUAAAUGUGACAAAAGACUUUCCUACUUUGCAAUUUUAAUUUCAUCUAGCGAAAAUCUCUUUGUCUUUUGAAUCCCUUGAGAAUAGUUCACAAUAUUGAGUUUUUAUUUUUUAAUUUCCUGUUCCAAGUGUUUCACAAAAUAUUAAAACCCCGUCUCGAUCCUUGUCAAAACUGAAGUGUUUUCAUUUGCAUUCAUGCAGUGUGUUUCCAUGUCACGUUUUCUGUUUGUAGCGAACAAAGUUUACUUAUACGGGCUUGCAACCAGCUUGGACAAUUUUUAACCCACAAAGAAACAAAUUUAAGGUAAAAUACUAAUGUGUAGCUAUAAUUAGUGCAUCGAAAUAGUUCGAUAUAGAAUCAGCCUUUCUCGCGCCAUGCAACCUGGCCUAGCUCACAGCUUUUGGGUUGCAAACCGCACCAGGAGGUCGGACAGUAGACUGUAACAAACGAAGGAGUGAAUGAGUGAAGUAAAAACACAGUACUAUUGUUUAUAAUCACUAGUUACAGUACUUAAUAUGUACAUGGAAACAUUUCUCAAUUCUGAUGGGCUAAGAGCAGUGCAAUUAUUUCGAAAUACAGUGCCAAAAAAUGAAAUACAGUGCAAAUUUCUUAAUUUUUUAUUUUUCAAAUUUCUUAAUUUUCUUAAAAUAUCAUUAAAAAUUCAUAAACCUUGUGGCAAAUCAUGUCAGCCAUAACAUGUCACGUGGAGUGACUUUAUAUCUGAUAAAACUCAUCUUCAUUAGUAUUCUUUAUAUAAUUGUUCAUCCUAAUUAGUAUUCUUUUGUAGUCGUAUUUUAAGCUAUUCAAAACACUCGAACUCGCGUUUUAUCAUAUCUAAAACGCUCGGCUGCGCCUUGCGUUUUAAAUAUGAUAAAACACUCCUUCUCGUGUUUUAAAUACUACUUAAUUUCUAAAUGUGACUUAUGCACGUGACUGCAUAAUUUUUAGUCGCUGGGCAGAGCCUGCAGCGACUCUAGGUUUCGGCACGCAUUUGUGUCGGAUCUUGGAUCGUUAGCCACAAAAUGACAAUUACGUCAUUAAUAAAAAAUAAAAAUUACGUCAUUACUAUUCGUCGCUGAAUUCAAGAUGGCCGCUUACUACAAGCGAAUGGUAUUAUCGAUUUUGUACAUAUUUUUUUAUUUUUCCGAUGAACCUUAAAAGUUUUCCGAUGAAACAGUCUUUAUAAAGCGAAAGUCAUUUUAUGUGAGUAAACUUGGAAGGCUACAAGCUUGAAAUAGAGGACAAAAGUUCACAAUUUUCAAUUUUACAAAGUUGGAACGGGCCACAACCUUUGUAAAUCGCAACAAUAAUAUUCGCAAACUGCUGUUUAUUUGGGUGCUUUUUUUACGGCUGUUGAUGCAAAUAAUCCUGUUACGGAUAGGUGGUCAAAAGAACAUGGUGUAGCCUAACAAGACCGAAAUACAACCACAGUGAUCACCAUUCAUCACUACCUGUGUGAAAUUUAAACUUUGCCGCUAGGUGUCAGGCUUUUAAAUCUGUAAUAUUUCAGUCAUUUUAUGAUCAAUGUAUUGUGUUUCUAACGCCGAACGGGAAAAUGUUGGAGCCACAGUAAUAGACUCUUUCAAGGUCAAGAUGCCAUAAUGAAACACGAAGUGUGAGGGCUGCAAACACAAUGGAAAUUCCUACUAGUAAAUUUGCAAGAUUGUAUAAACACAAUGGUGAAAACAAUAAAGCCUGCUACUGAAAUAAAGCCUGCUACUGAGGUCAGUAAAAAGGAUUGAUGCACAUGAUUCGUACGCAAAAUUCCCAUUGGUCAGAAAUAAAUACAGUAGCUUUGUUUUUAAGGUAAUGCCAAAUUGUUGUUUAUGUAAUAAUAUUCCGUGCUUGUAAUUGUACUUUAACUACUUUUGGGCGUGUUAAUGACUGCCUUUGCUGCAGUCAAUAACAGUUAUUAUUAUUAUUAUUAUUUAAUAUGUAAUUCCUGGCCAUUCGAUGAAAAUUGGAAUAUUUAGUUUUGAGAUAUUGGUGAAAAAGUUGGCCGUUAUUGUCAUAUUUUAAAUUAGCUUUGAUAAUCUAAUGUAUCAAUUAAUUCCAGCAGUUCCCACCCCUGGGCCUUUGCAGCUUUUCCUAAUAACGGGGGUGGGGCUAUUGCCGAUAUUUUUUAGCCCUGGGGUGAGGAUUUUGACAUUUUCCAUCAUGGGGGAUUUCGUAGAUUUGCUGGAAAACUGAUAUUUAAUUUGAUUGCAAAUGGCUUGUGGACAUAGCCAUUUUCUUCCCAGAAAUGGCUAAUACCUCGGGGAGAUGGGCACUGCUGGAAUUGACUGAUACGUAAUUAACAAUCGCCAUUUUGAUUGGUUGUUAUUUUUGUGCAUCCCAAUCACUGUCCACUUUUUAUUGACUUCAGUAACAGGCUUACCCUGUGGGCAAAGUCCUCUCGUAUUUCUUCUCAGCACGAGAGAGACUCUGCAGAACUUGUGUAUAUUCUUUGUGGAGCCAACAAUCCAAAAACUUGGAUAAUUAUGAGUAAUUUCAGGUUUGAUACCAGUUUUAUAGCCGGUUUUGAUCCGAACCGGAAACUACUUAUUAAAUCUUCUUCUGGGAAAUAGGCAGUUGCUUAGCAACCUUUGCGCAUGCUCAAAUGAAUUUAUACACAAGUUCUGAAGAGUCUCUCUCGCUUCUCCGUGCCGUGCCAAGAAGAAAUACGAGAGGACUUUGCUCACAGGGUAUAACAGGCUCUAUUUCAAGCAUCGAGCCUGACACGCAAGCUACCUUCAAAGGGCCUAUUUGGCAACUUCUGUUGUGGUUACCCAGCCUGAGGCAAAAGUAAUAAAUUUUGAAUUGUUAUAAAUGUUCUGUGAAGUGCACAUAUUUUUCCUGCAGUUAGGGACCAGUCCUUAUUUAUGGAAGAGGGAGGGGGAGGCAAAAGGUGGGGCCAUGACCCCAUGAGUAUAAAUAAUUUACUAGAAGGGGGGGCAUUAAAUUUUUUGAGAAAAUCAGUUGAAGGGUCAAAAUGUGGAGUUGCAAUAAAUUUGUUUAAGCCUGGUUUCCAGUGUCCUCGAAGUUGGCCUAAGCCAGAUAAAUCCAAUAAAUGAUAUCAACCUCAUACCCAGGGCUUCUGCGCUUAUACACUGCUCUCAGAAGAAAGAGCAAUAAGCGCAGAAGCCCUGCGCAGAAGACCUUAUUUUAAUAGCCCCAGCGACUAAACGCUCAACAGAGCGUCUUGUUUCAUGUAUAUUAUCCCCGAGCCAACGCCGUUCCGGGUGUAAGCCUGGGGCGAGGGUACUAAUUCCGCCCGGCUAUUUACACCCGGGAAAACGAAAGCAUUAGCGAAGUCUGAAGUUCAUCAAUGAUCGCGGGCGUGGGUCACUGUGCGCGUUGAGAGGGUGGUCAUCCUCAUUGAUCUCAAAAAUAUGGCGGACUGUCAUGAAUAGCGAACGCUGAUUGGUCAAAUUUAAAAUUUGCAUUAUAACGACUACAUGACCACAGCGAAUAGCAAACAUUUCUUGAUUUGAUGAUUUCUUACAAAUAUAUUUCAUUUUUGCAAGAUUUUGUAAAUUUCAAAAGUUUUUAAGAAAAUAAAGGGGAAAGAAUUGCUAAAAGAAGGGAGUAAAGGCGCCGACGUUAACGAAGAUAAGUUUGUUUUAAAUAUAGAUGUAUUGUUCGCUUUAUAAUUGCUUUAUUGUCGAUUUCAGGUAACUUUUCAACACGCUGUUCUCAAGUUCGUUGCGAACUUGCCAAUUACGUUGUCAAGUUCGGAAGUUGGGCGCGAACCUCGCAACGAAGUUCGCAAGUUCAUUUCAAAGUUCGAACUUUGAUUGUAAACAAAUGUUCAUAGUUGGAGUUGAAAUUCCUGUAUAAGGCCCUAUGCACAUAUUACUGCAGUAAAAUAUUGGUCCAGUGGUCUCCCAAGACGAAAAAUACCUUUUUAAAUAAAUUUAUAAAUGAAAUUUUUACAUUUGUUUACAAUCGAAGUUCGAACUGUGAAAUGAACUUGCGAACUUCGUUGCGACAAGGCUUGGUCCAGUGGGUUGUCAAAGGCUGAUUGAUUGUAAAUUUCAUUUAAAUGACUACAUGAUAGUUAGUUGCCUAGAUCCCAAAUGAUGUGAAACUGAAAUUUUGAUUAAUAAUUUAUUUUGAGCUAUGAUGAAAUAUUUACAUAAUUGCUCAAGUUCUCGACACCAGAAAACGUUAAGUUCAUAUUUACACGUGUCCAUGCUACUGGACACUUGUAAAUUUUAACAUGUUUUUUUCGCUGUUAUAGGUAUUUAGCUUUAGAAGGACUAUGUGCGAUGUCUCAGUCAGAUUACUCUAGUGAUGCUGUAAGGAAACACCAGGAAACUAUUGUCAAGGCGUUAAAGGUCAGACCUCAGUUCUUUACAACUAUUGGCAAACUUGUUAAUAAUCUGUUCUUUAUUGUUUUUAGCUGCAGCGCAAUAUCAUUUUCAAUAGCAAUAAUCCAGUGAUUCACGAUUUUCCUGCGUUGGCGAGCAUACUGCAAACACCGGGUUUUUUACUCCGGCUCCGGCAGGAAAUUUUCAGCUCCGGCAAAUUCGUGAAAAUUCAAAACUUAAUGAAAAUUUCAAAGUGGAAGUACUGUCUUUGUUUUCGAUUUUAACACUUCGCAUGAACAUUUCGUACUAUGGUUGUAGCAAGCCGAGUACAAGGUUGUAUCAAUGCGAGUAUUUACUUUUUCUUCAAUGGAUUUAGGUUUUUUUGCCGAUGUCCGAUAGUAGUUUGCAGCACAAAGAAGUGCUGCCGGAGUUGAACAAACUCCGUCUCCGGCAAAAUAGGCAAAAACUCCGGCUCCGGCGCACAGCACCAUGCGAGGAUCUUAGCCUUGUCUUAACUAACUUCUAUUUUGAGAACGAUCUUUCACACGAGAAUAAGAAUCCGGGUGAAUUUCAGCAAAAGGAAAUACAGUCUGAAUACAGUAUGUCCCCCUGACCACUCAGUCUAUCCAUGGUUCGGGGGCUAGAGAAGAAUUUGCACCUCAAUCUGGAACAUCAAUUACAAAAUGUUGCUAGAAACGUGUAUUAGAAACUUGAAGUUUUUCUGUUUUAUAGGAUGAGCGUGAUGUCAGUGUACGACAGAGAGCCGCCGAUUUAUUGUAUGCUAUGUGUGACAAGAGCAAUGCUGAAGAAAUUGUAUCCGAAAUGAUAGUAUACUUGGAACAUGCGGAUUACUCUAUCAGAGAGGAAAUGGUUAGCAUUUUAAGGCGAUAUGUAACUCAAACUCGCCUUCUUAAUUAUUAUGUGUAUAAAUUUUUACCUCUGAACCAAGGCCGGAUUUUGGUGGAAAUAGUAGGGGAGGUGGAAAACAAUUUAGGGGAGGUGCAGCGGUCUAGCUCACAACCCCCAUGGAAAGCUAGGGCUUACUGUAGAUCGGACCAAAGUCAUCGACGUGACGUAUGCAUGUAGUGUACAUAUGUAUCAUAUAGUAUACAUGUGACUGUACGACUCAUCCAAUUUUGCCCUUCAUUAAAAUUACUACAAAGUUUCUUUCUAAACAUUGCAUUAAAAGGAUAUUUGACAUAAGAUGAAUGGCUAUCACUGUUUCAAUUUUACAGGAAAAAUUUUCUGAUGAAGUGUAGAUCCUAAGCAACCAUGAAAUCUUCACUUUGAUCUAUCAUUGAAACUUUCCCAAGGGUAGGUGCAUGACUUUACAGGGGAGGUGUAAAACGAUCUCAGGGGAGGUGUGCACCUCCCCGCACCUCAAAAUCGGGCCAUGCUCUGAACGAGGGGAAUUGGAACAAUGAUGCAUUAAAGGAAUUUACAUGAAACAUGGUAAUGGUAACUUCAUGAGUAGAUAUUGUCCACAAUACUUUUAAUGAGAUUAACAUGAAUAUAGCUUUGUUUCCUAUGCCUUCACAGGUUUUAAAAGUUGCGAUUCUAGCGGAAAAGUAUGCCACAGACUACGAGUGGUACGUGGAUACAAUACUCAGCUUAAUACGAGUCGCUGGAGAUUUUGUGAGCGAAGAGGUAAGGCAAUAUUCGUGCGGGAUAUAUAUACCGGGUGGACUUAGGACUUACAUCACACAUUCUACAAGGGUUUUGAAUUCUAUACAUUUAUUAGACCUUACCAGUAGCUGGUGCAAAAAAUGUAACUUUAGGUCCUCUGGCAGGUAUAUACAUACUGUACAUGAACUUGUGGUUAGAGCUCCACAACUGAUUUCUGUAGUUCAGUUGGUUUAGAGCGCUACAUCGGAAUCGCAGAUUCGAUUCCUGCCAGAGGGCCUAUAGUUGUAGAGCUGCUCCUUGUUAAUAAAUGUACAAGUGAAAUUAGUAAAUCUGAUGAGUACGCACGAAAAUGUGCAAAAGAAGGUACCUUCAAUACUGAGUAUCUAUCGAGACUCAACAUUUCUCCUUUCCUACUAAUAAGGCCAAAAAAAAUAUGUGGGUUUCCGGUUUCUUCUUAUAAAAACGUAGGUAGGGUAGGUCGGUUUUUACUUUUUUUUUUUAAACUUGUUUUUCUAAUUUUCCGAAUAAGCGGACGCCAUUUUGUUUAGUCGGUGCUUCCACAUCCAAAGAUAAAUUUUCCUAAUAUUGCCUCAAAUUUCAAUUUUCCACAAACUUUUUUCUCUAAGUGGAAACACUUACAAGCAUGAUCCAAUAAAAAAGUUUAGGGUCGGGAUUUCGACGUCCAAAAACUAGGUAGGGUUGGGAAACCGGAAACCCACAUAUUUUUUUUGGCCUAACUAGGAAAUAUUGGAACCUCUUCUAACAUGUCAACAACACCACAGUAGAUGUGUGCUGUUGGUCACACCAUUUUACUGAUCAGUAGUUUCCAGCCAAACACACAACAACCCCUUAUCCAUUGGUAAUGUUAUAUAAAUAUGUGAUGCCUUUUCAGGUGUGGUUUCGUGUGAUUCAAGUUGUUAUUAAUAGAGAUGAUAUACAAGGUUAUGCUGCCAAAACAGUCUUCGAAGCGUUACAGUCACCCACAUGCCACGAAAAUAUGAUUCGCGUCGGUGGUUAUAUACUUGGAGAAUUCGGCAAUCUUAUAGCUGGUGAUCACAGGUCAAGGUAAAAUAUAUAGAAAAUGUGAAUGAAAUGUGGUAAAUAAUUUUGGAAGGUUUGAAUUUCAACGCACAAUAGACUCUUUUCAUGAUCAUCAUAUAACUACAACUACCCACUGUAGAGUUGUACUUUUAGUGCGAAGUUUCCAUAGGAACUGCAUUGCUGUGUGCGGCAAGUUGAGACGAGGCAUGUAUUCAUACAUCUGUCCAUCUACCUAUUCAUACAUACAGGCAGAGAGUAAACUUCCGGGGGGUGCUGUGACGGUUAUCAACUAAAUAUCGCAAUAUUUUGUUUGUUCAAGAUGUGAUUGGAGCGUUGUAGCAAAGAUUCCCCGUUUGGGGUUCGACUUUAUAAAAAGUGUAUUCUAGCCAGGAUCCUUUAGUCUUUCACCCUGUAAUGUUGUAUAUGUAAGUAAUGUAGAUCUUGUUAAAGUUGAGGCAACACUUUAACAGCCCCAUCUAUAUUUUUAGUCCAAUGGUCCAGUUUAAUUUGCUUCACAGCAAGUUUCCAUUGUGUUCAUCUUCCACGCGGGGUCUUUUACUAUCGACGUAUGUGAAAUUCAUUAACCUAUUCCCGGAAAUUAAACAACAAAUACAAGAGGUAUGCAACUUAGAUGCUAUUAUUCCCCAAUAUUUUAGUGGAGUAGUAUGUUAGAAACUGAAAUUGAAGCCAAUAAAUUGGAACGUUUGUCUCAAUGGUUCCGUAUUGGUGAUGCCCCGGAUAUCCAUUGAUCUGUCGUAUAGAGGAGUAGACAAUUUUUAAACUGAAGAUUAGGCAAUGUUUAAUAGAUAUUGAUAGUGAAGGCUGCAGUUCAUGCAGUUUUGGUAACUAAUCAACCACAUUACAAUUGCUGCGCACAAAAAGGGAUGUUUAAAACGCGAUAUGAGGUCAUAGGGGGAAUGUGUGAAAUGUGAUUUAUGAAGUACAAAACAAUUUACUCAACGCUAAAAUCCUUUCCGGACUGUCUCGGUCACUACUACAAUGACUAUAUCAUGCAUGACUGAUUUCACUGAUUAGCAUUUCAUGCAAAGUUAAAUUUGUUCAUGUUUAUAUCUACAAAAAAAUGCAAGUUUUUAGUGGUACGGUUUAUGGAAAUGUAACUACCUGAAAAAUACAAAGAAAAAUUCUACGUUUCGAGCGAAGGCCCUUCGUCGGGAAGCGAGUAGCUAAUUAACUCCCGAAUUUCUCCUUGUACCUUUCAGGCAGUUAAAUCUCUAUCAACCGAAGGUAUCAGUCAAAGGCUACUAUGGCAAAAACGUCCAUGUUUCUCUCCAUAAUAUCUUGAAGAACGUGAUAAUUUAUUUGACCACCAGCCUCAAUUUAGCCCCAUCUAAUAAGUCUUCGCCUAGCUUCAUGCAGUGGCCAUUUAAAAAAUUACUUUUUUGUCAAGUAUUAAAAAUGUCGCAUGCUUAUGCUCCCUAUUCACUGACCAUUGUUAAACCAAUUUCCCCAUGCACCUAUAUACACUUUUUGGCAGUUAUCCAUUUCUGAAACUUUCUUGGAUAUAAUAUGUUGUUUUUUGUAGAUUCUGCAACAGAACAGUAAUUUACGCAGCAGUGAUGCAGAAAUCCAACAACGUGCUUUAGAAUAUUUCCAGUUGAGCUCCAUUGCAACCCAGGAUGUCCUGGUAAGAUAACCUUGUUAUAUACAGCAGGGCUCAUUGAUAUUUUUAGUGCCUGCAAGCAAAAUUCAUAACUUCAAAAUGUGCCUGCAACAAUGUAUCAUAUUUAAGUUUUGUGAGCUAAAUAUUGUUAACACGCAAUUAUUAAAACAUGACUGCGCAAAUUCAAAAGGUGCGGCUCCGCAUUUUAAUGAUGUCUGUUGUACAGUAUAGAAUCAUCAAAGUGAGAAAGCUGUAUUGACUCGAUAUUGAGUUCUUAGCUCGAAACAAGUACGUUGCAUUUUGUCCGUCAUUGCUUUCUAAUGUCAUGCAGAUCAAGGCUACAUGCAGGAUUGCAUUUGCCUUUUUUGACUCGCGAUAUCUGUGAGUCUUUGUAGAGUGGAUCGAUAUCGCAAAUACCGAAUACCGAUAUACCGCAUCAGAAUACAGGUAAAUUCCGGUAUUUUUAACGUGUUUUUUUUAAGCCUGUAUUUUUACUACUUGGCCUCCUGUAAACAUAGUCCCUAAACAUAAUUCGACUGCUCUGGUCGGGAACCAGAUCGAUAAGAUAUAUGAUGAAACAAACUUUCAAAGUAUUCCAACCCGAAUUACUACGCGGUGGCCUCUUAAUCGAAAGACUACUCGUAGCCGAAAAUUGUAUAGAAAGCAAAUGUCUGACAGGCAGGGUUUUGUCCGGUUCCGAUAUUCAACCAAACCGAUUGGCAUCAAUACCUAGAUUAUGUCUCGGAAAUAAUGCGUCAAUAAAUAAUAAUGACAUUAACUGUAAUUUGAUCCAAAUUCCGGUGAUGACCUCGGCCGAUGUCAACAAUAACAGAAAUAAUGUGAGACAAACUUUAAUGAAAUGUUGUGUUUUAAAUGCCCAGUCGUUGCGAAAUAAAUCUGUUGACUUCGUUGACUAUGUACUUGAUUGUAAACCUGAUGUUGUUGCUGUUACUGAGACAUGGUUUACACCAAUUGACACUGCUGCAAAAAUUGAGGCUGCCCCACCUGGUUAUAAACUCUGCGAUCAUCCACGCCCCGACAGGACUGGAGGAACAGCGAUAGUUUUUCGUGAUACUCUGUGUACAACCAAGCUUCCAGCUGAUGUCUUAAAUUCCUUUGAAAACUCUGAGUGGAAGAUCGUUUCUGGAACCUUUCGUGUACAUUUUGUCGUCAUUUAUAGACCACCAUAUUCUACAAAUCACCCGGUAAUCGUGAAUGCAUUUAUUGUUGAAUUUUCGCAGUACUUGGAGACUAUUAUAAUGUCGACGGAUCCACGUAUUAUCACGGGUGAUUUCAAUAUUCAUGUGAAUUCAAAAACAGACGGUGAUAGUCUGAAGUUUGUCGAUCUGCUAUUGUCCAUGGGUUUACAGCAACAUGUCGAAUUUUCUACACAUGUUUCUGGAAACACUCUUGACCUGGUAAUUACUCGAGAGGUGGACCCUAUUUUGGGAUCACCCCCUCGUCCGGACCACCUUUUCUCUGAUCACAUGGCUAUCUCAUUUGGGCUUAAUUCUUCCAAGCCACUUCCUUCAAAGAAAUGUGUAAUUUUCAGAUCAUUGAAAUCUAUAAAUAUUACUAGUUUUAUGAAAGACCUGGGUGAAUCAAAACUAUGCCUGGAUGCUCCUACACAACUUGAUUCCUUGGUAAGGUGCUAUAAUAAUACGUUAUCUUCUGUUCUGGAUCGCCACGCUCCGCUGAAGAGGAGAAUUGUUACCUCUAGGGCUAUGGUGCCAUGGUAUGACGAGGAAAUCAAACUUGCAAAGAAGGAAAGCGGAACGGAAAUGGCGGACUACAAAAAAGACGGCAGAUUUUAA
Paramuricea clavata is the source of this 23587-nucleotide messenger RNA. NCBI's taxonomy places the organism in Eukaryota, Metazoa, Cnidaria, Anthozoa, Malacalcyonacea, Plexauridae. The record is from the annotation of a GenBank genome assembly.